Molecule: messenger RNA, 1843 nt
Organism: Ctenocephalides felis (cat flea)
Lineage: Eukaryota; Metazoa; Arthropoda; Insecta; Siphonaptera; Pulicidae
Product: transmembrane protein 145
Biological process (GO): G protein-coupled receptor signaling pathway; response to pheromone
Source: RefSeq, a predicted model, not a curated record
AUAUGUGAUAAAUUAGUCUCUGCUACUCAUAUCAAAGGAACAUUUAAUACAGAUGACUUUUAUAAAUUUUUAGUUAAAUUUGGAUCAAAAACAGAUCGACAUUCACAAAAGGAUUCGUUUGGAUACAUAUUUGGGAAUAUUACUUCUAAAUCUAAUUUUACUUAUCCUCUAACAUUUGCUGUUUUGGAUAGAACCAGUUUUUUAGAAUAUUAUGGAAAUAGUACCAUAUUGGACAAAGACAUAGCCUGUGAGAGAAUGUUUCAUAAGCUAAAUGCUACUUCUUAUGAUCCGAAAUGCAAUAAGAAUGGACAGGAUUUUUUGAGAAGAAUACCUUGUAAGACGAAUGAAUUGUGUGUUGAUGAAGAUACUCCUUGGAAUGUUAUCAAAGGAAAUCAGUUCACAUAUGUUAUAAGAGAUUUGUACCAACCAAGAUUCUGGUAUGUAUCAAUGGUAGCAUGCUAUAGAAACUCUACCACAUGCAAAUGGCACCAUUACAAGCCUCCGAUCAAAAAUACUCAAAUAGAAUAUGAUUUCUGGUUAGUAAAUGGAAACCCAAAUCAUUCCUCCUUCAAUCCACUAGUUUAUCAAUUUUCUUUUGAUCAGCAAAACACUCUAGAAUUAUAUUUUGUGUUUUGGUGUGUAUAUGUGAUACUGGUUCCUUUGCAAUUGUACGCUGUAAGGACACAGAAACAUCCAGUCACAAAAUUAUUUACAGCAAGUUUGUUACUUGAAUUCAUUGCUAUUUGUUUUGCAUUGAUCCACGCCUUGAGUUUUGCAUUAGAUGGAAUUGGUCACAUUGAAUUGGAUAGAACUGGGGAUAUUCUAGAUAUUGUUAGUCGGACAUUAUUUAUGUUACUACUUUUGCUGUUGGCAAAAGGUUGGGCCGUUACAAGACAAGAAUUAACAACAUCGAACAAAUUAUUGCUUAUGAGCAUUUGGAUACCUUAUUGCGGAUUUCAUGUAGUCUUAUACGUAUGGAACCGGACCGAAGUGGAUAUAAUAUCAGAAGUUGAUGAGUAUCAAACAUGGCCAGGAUGGCUUCUUUUAGGCAGCAGAUCAAUUAUCAUGCUUUGGUUUCUUUGGGAAUUACGAAAUACCAUGAAAUACGAGCAUUCUAAUAAAAAGUUGGAUUUUUUACUGCAUUUUGGAGCAUCAAGCUUAGUUUGGUUUAUUUAUCUGCCAGUUAUUGCAAUAGUUGCAACACAGGUCAAUCCACUAUGGAGAUUUAAAUUAUUACUUGGGAUUACAUAUUCUGCUGAUUGCUUGGCAUAUUGUGUAAUGACUGGUCUACUUUGGCCUACUCGAUCAGGACAGUAUUUACUUUUAGCUGGCCCAAAUUAUGCAGGUAUGGAGGAACUAGAUGAGUUCAAUGAAGCUCCCCACAUAGUUCACGGUGAACCAAUUUUACAACUUGAUGGAUCAACAUGUGAUUCUCUUGAUGUUACUCCAACAACAUCAACAUUUAAUCUAGGCCCUAUGGAUAUGCAUGCUCCAAAUGUAGAUACAUAGGGGUCUUUGGUAUGUGAACAAUUUUAGAUUUUCUUUUUCAAAAUUUAAACCUAGUUAGGAUUACAAUUCGCUAAAUAUGAUGUUUUAUCAUAAAAAGAGCAUUUUAUGUUAAUUUCCAAAAUAAAUUAGCAUGUGUAAGUUAAGGGAUUAUUAAAUCACAAAGAUACCUCUGAAAUGGCAAACAAAAUAUAGCCAUUCUCAAACUUUAUUUUUUGAGGAAAGUUUGAGGAAUCGCAUACAAUUUUAUUAUUAAUGUAGAUAUUUUGUGUUGAGAUAUAUUCAUAAUUAAGUUGAUAGUUAUGAACAUUAUACUGUUUGCAUGUAUUUGCUGAGU